AUGCAGAAGCAGAGUGAAGAGUUACGUGCAGAGUGCAGCACGUGCUGCCAGUUUGCUUAUCGCCAACCGUCUGAGUCGGUAAUCAGCAGCCCUGCCCCAAGCUUUCCGUGGGAAAGGGUCGGAAUAGAUCUGUGCGAACACUCGGGGGCUUCGUACUUGGUAGCGUACGAUGCAUAUUCGAAUUAUCCGGAGGUGGAACGCUUGGUGCAGACGUCGAGUGAAAGCAUCAUGCUAGCAAAGCACGGCAUCCCGCUGGAGAUACACACCGACAGGGGCCCCAGGUUUCCGAGAGCGAAUGGUCUGGCCGCAAAAGGGGUGCAGGUGGUCAAACGCCCCCUGAAGAAAACGAAGCACGCCAGGGAGGCGUUCUGGGUGGCUCUUCUGAACUAUCGUCUGUCGCCCCUGGAGGGCGGCCAGAGCCCGGCUGAGGUACUGAUGGGGAGGCGGCCCCGCGGACGCCUACCAGAUUUCGCUGUUCAACCUGCAGCAGAGGUGAAGAAGCACAUGCAGAAACCCAGAGCUGGCACCUCGCUCCCUGUCUUGGACAGGGGAGGCACCGUGCGAAUUUUGGAUGACUCCGGGUGGACAGUCAAAGCCAAUAUUCAGGACCGCUUCGAUCCCCGGUCUUACGUGCUCCGGACCGAGGAGGGGCGCACCCGAAGACGAAACAGGCAGCACAUCCGCAAAACAAAUGAAAGGUUCAUGCUGCGUGGCACGGAAGAGGAAUAUGAAGGCAACUGCCUUGCGUGGGAUGCAGGAAAACCACAGCCAGCAGAAGAAAAUCCUCCACCAAGCAGUGUCGUCCAGCCAUGCUCAACCAGAGAAAGCAUGGGUGACAGUCCAGAGAUGACGCCAGCUGCCGAAAAUGCCACACCAUCAACCGCUGUUCACUAUCCGACUCUGAUGCAGGUCAUAGCACCCGAGCAACUUGGAAACCAGACCAACAACCAAGGAACAGAUGAGACGUGCAAUGAUACAGGACCGCCUGUUAGAAAAUCGACUCGCAACAAGCGCCCGCCAGUGAGGCUUUCAUACGCAAAGGAUUUUCAACAAAUUGUCUAG
Molecule: messenger RNA, 1062 nt
Organism: Rhipicephalus sanguineus (brown dog tick)
Lineage: Eukaryota; Metazoa; Arthropoda; Arachnida; Ixodida; Ixodidae
Exons: 2
Coding region: 1-1062 (353 amino acids)
Molecular function (GO): nucleic acid binding
Source: RefSeq, a predicted model, not a curated record